Molecule: messenger RNA, 1458 nt
Organism: Pelodiscus sinensis (Chinese soft-shelled turtle)
Lineage: Eukaryota; Metazoa; Chordata; Testudines; Trionychidae
Source: RefSeq, a predicted model, not a curated record
CCGACUGCUCCAGGGAACAGCCUGCUCCAGGGAACAGCCGCUGCCGGCUUUCCGGAGCAGUGACUGGGACAGGGGAAGAGGGGCGCCGUACCCGGAGCAGGAGAAAUGCUUUCAUGGGGGCUGGGAGCAAUCUGAGGUCUGUUAGUUGGUUCGUCGCAGACAGCGCUAGAUCUCGUCCCCCUGCAGGCUCUGGGCUGGCGAAAGGGAACAGCCCCAGCCCUGGUAGCUCCAGCCGCACAGUUAAGGGGGCUCAGGUGUGGAUGACCCUGGGAAGGGAAGGGAAAGCCAGGAGGUGUCUUUUUCAGCCGCUGCGGAACCUGGAGUGCAGAGUCCCAACUAAGGUCGUCUAAGGGCCCAUGGCGUGGCUCCUGAGACUUUGCGGCUUGCUCUUGGCUCUCGGCAGCUGCCUCGUGUGGACAGUGCAGGCGGACUGCAGCAAGGACUGCGCCUCCUGCUCCUACCGGCUGGGGCACCACGCGGACAUCAACCCCCUGGCAUGCACACUAGAAUGUGAAGGAAAACUGCCUUCUGCCAAAGCCUGGGAAACCUGCAAGGAGCUUGUGCAAUUGACUAAACUGGAUCUUUCUGAGGAAGGCAACAGUGUUCCAGGGGACAACAAGAAAGAAGAAGAGGAGAACCAUUUGCUAGCAAAGAAGUAUGGGGGCUUCAUGAAAAGGUAUGGUGGCUUCAUGAAGAAAAUGGAUGAGCUUUAUCGUGUAGAACCAGAGGAGGAAACAAAUGGAGGAGAAACCCUUUCUAAAAGGUAUGGAGGGUUUAUGAAGAAAGACUCCAGUGAUGACACUCUGGUUAAUUCCUCAGAUCUCCUGAAGGAGCUUCUGGGAACAGGGGCCAAGGCUGAAGCUUCACCUUACCGACAGAUCAAUGAUAAUGAUGGGGAGGUCAUGAAAAGGUAUGGAGGCUUCAUGAGAAGCUUCAAGCGCAGUCCAGAACUGGAAGAUGAAGCCAAAGAGUUGCAAAAGAGAUAUGGCGGCUUUAUGAGAAGAGUAGGGAGGCCAGAAUGGUGGCUGGACUACCAGAAACGAUAUGGUGGAUUUCUUAAGCGCUUCUCUGAUUCUUUUCUCCCUUCAGAUGAAGAUGGGGAAAGUUAUUCCAAAGAGAUUCCAGAGAUGGAAAAGAGAUAUGGUGGAUUUAUGAGAUUUUAAUACCCUACCUUUUAACCCUUUUGUCCCAAAUGAGAGACACUGCCUCACUGGUCAUAAUUUAUUGUAAUGUGUUGCUUGUACUGUACAGUUUUUUACUGUCCUAGUUAAUGAUGCAGUCUGUUGUUUCAGGUUCUGUGUUCUUUGAAGUUAAUAACUUCUGUUUUAGUCAGAUUUAAAACUAUAUUGUAAUUUUCAUGCUAAAACUAUUUUGGUUACCAUAUCCCUUUUCUUUAAACACUACUGCACAUCUACAGUACAAUUGCUUAAUUGUAUAUAUAAUAAAUUCUUCAUCCUA